Molecule: messenger RNA, 1648 nt
Organism: Periophthalmus magnuspinnatus
Lineage: Eukaryota; Metazoa; Chordata; Actinopteri; Gobiiformes; Gobiidae
Gene: rpf1
Product: ribosome production factor 1 homolog
Exons: 9
Coding region: 77-1144 (355 amino acids)
Biological process (GO): maturation of 5.8S rRNA; maturation of LSU-rRNA
Cellular component (GO): nucleolus; preribosome, large subunit precursor
Molecular function (GO): rRNA primary transcript binding
Source: RefSeq, a predicted model, not a curated record
ACCGGAUGUGGACGUCCGAGCAGACUGAGAACACGUGAACCCAGCAGCAACCAAAACACACACCACUGACACAAAAAUGGACUUUACUGAGGUUCCCGUUAGUGAUCAGGGUAAAGGUAAGAAAAAGAAGAACAAGAAGACGAAAAAGCAGAAAGUGAGUGAGGAAGGAGAAGCCCGGGGAGACGAUAUUGACACGAAAGACGGUGUGAAGAUGGAGAGGACCGAGCCUGUCACCGUUUUUCCCCCGACUUUCAGUGUGUCCGAAAUCAAGAACAAACAGCGCAGACACCUCAUGUUUAUGAAGCUGAAGCAGGACAAGAGAAAGCAAAAGAUUAUGCUGAAAAAGAAGAAGAAAAAAGAGCGAGAGGCUUUAGGUGACAAGGCACCUCCAAAAGAAGUCCCCAAGACCAUUGAAAAUCAAAGGGUUUAUGAUGAAACUACAGUUGAUCCAGAUGAUGAAGAGGUCAAAUUCGAUGAGGAAACUGAUGAAUUUGCUGCAUACUUUAAUAGACUGACAAACCCCAAAGUUCUCAUUACAACAUCAGAUCGACCAAGAGGAAGAACAGUAAGGUUUUGCGAGCAGCUGGCAACAGUAAUUCCUAAUGCCCAUGUGUAUUACCGAAGAGGUUUGGCUUUAAAGAGAAUCAUCCCUCAGUGCAUUGCAAGAGACUUUACCUACCUCAUGGUCAUCAACGAGGAUCGCAAAAUGCCCAAUGGAUUGGUGCUCUGCCAUUUACCCGAUGGCCCAACUGCACACUUCAAGGUCAGCAGUGUUAGACUACGAAAGGAGAUAAAGAGACGUGGCAAGGAUCCAACAGCCCACCCAGAGGUCAUUCUAAAUAACUUCUCCACUCGUUUGGGCCACAGCAUUGGGAGGUUGUUUGCAGCGCUUUUUCCACAGGAUCCUCAUUUUGUGGGUCGGCAAGUCGCUACCUUCCACAAUCAGAGAGACUUCAUCUUUUUCAGAUUCCACAGAUACAUCUUCAAAAAUGAGAAGAAAGUUGGUAUUCGUGAGCUUGGACCUCGCUUUACACUUAAACUGCGCUCUUUACAGAAAGGCACAUUUGAUUCAAAGUUUGGAGAGUAUGAGUGGGUCUUGAAGCGUCAUGAGAUGGAUUCCUGCAGAAGAAAGUUCCAGCUUUAAAUGGAGAACGCUGCAGUUUCUCCAAGUUGGAUUAUUGGAUUUUUGUGGACCUCCAAAAAGGAGACUGGACUCAAAAAAUGUACAAUUUGAAAGGUUGCAUACAACUCCCAGUACCUGGAAAUGCAAAAGCAAAGAACGCUGGGAGAUCCCUGAUUUAUGUAUGAUUCCCGGUAGUUUCCAAGAUUUUGGUCUGGAGUAAUUUGUUGGAGACUUUGUGUGGUGGGAGUGCUAAACGGCUUCACCAUUAGAGAAACUUAAGAGCAUGCAAGUUACAGAAAAUGUUCAUUUACUUGGGUUGCUUGAUCUGUGGUGUUUGCGCCAUGCAUUUUUGUUGUAUCCCUUUCCUCUUUGUCACCUACAUCACAUGUCACAUGCCUUGCCUUGUUUUGGGCACUGGAUCGGAUUAUUUGGAUAGAGAAAACAAAGCUGAUCCAUUGUAAAACUAAAAUAUUUAGAGUGUGUUUAGUACUGGGUCAUACAAUUGUAAUAAAUCAAUACAUGUGU